AUGCUUUGUUUGUGCCUAGUAGAAGAAAUCAUAGACAAAGAAGAGUUUGUUCUGCUUUACGAUACAUACAGGCCGAGAAAUCUUCCGUUUCCUCACUCGGCGUAUGAAAAGUUUUCCCUCGCGAAUAAAGACCCAGCCGAAUGUAAAGCCGAUUUCCGAGUGGAAAAAAGAGACAUUCCUUUGCUUGCUGACGCAUUAACAGUACCUCCUGUGUUCCGAUGCCGUAAUGGAACAAUUUGCGAUGGAGCCGAAGGCCUGUGUAUAAUGCUGAAGAGGUUUGCUUACCCGUGCCGGUAUUCGGACAUCAUUCCUAUUUUUGGACGAUCCGUGCCAGAACUUAGCGUGAUUAGUAAUGAGGUUGUAGACUGGAUGUACACAACUCAUGGUCACCAAAUAACACAGUGGAAUCACGACCUGUUAAAUCCAGCUGCACUGAAUGAGUAUGCUGAUGCCAUUAGUAACAAAGGAGCAGCACUGGAAAAUUGUUUUGGAUUCAUAGAUGGAACUGUGCGCCCGAUUUCUAGACCGGAUGAAAACCAA
Messenger RNA from Porites evermanni, 540 nucleotides. Lineage: Eukaryota; Metazoa; Cnidaria; Anthozoa; Scleractinia; Poritidae. The record is from the annotation of a GenBank genome assembly.